Messenger RNA from Pseudomassariella vexata, 540 nucleotides. RefSeq lists its product as uncharacterized. The annotation marks the transcript as partial. Lineage: Eukaryota; Fungi; Ascomycota; Sordariomycetes; Amphisphaeriales; Pseudomassariaceae. Gene Ontology annotation, molecular function: oxidoreductase activity, acting on a sulfur group of donors, disulfide as acceptor. The transcript has 2 exons. The record is from RefSeq and is a predicted model, not a curated record.
GUCCCGCUCGAAGCUCACAUCAUGAGCAAAUGCCCCGAUGCCAAAGAUUGCCUUAAGGACUUGAUCUUGCCCGCCAUGGUACGCAUCAGCAAUAAGGUCAACUUUACGCUGUCGUACAUCGGAACUCCGACCGAAAACGACGGAGUCGACUGCAAACACGGGCCCGGCGAGUGUAUGGGCAACAUCAUUGAGCUAUGUGCUGCACACCUCUACCCCGAUCCGAAGAUCUAUCUCGGAUUCACCAUGUGCCUGACUAAGGACUUCGAGAACAUCCCGCAAAGAGAGCUUGUGGAGGAUUGCGCACUCGAACAUGCUAUCGACUUUGACAAGUUGCACGAUUGCGCGACUCAGGAUGACGGAGCGCUGGGCAUUCACAUGCUGAGAAAAAGUGUCCAACGGUCAUCUAAGGCCGGAGUGACGAAGAGCUGUACGGUCCGAUUGAAUAAUGAGAUCUACUGUGUCAGGGACAAUGGCGAGUGGGAUUGUCCGAAUCCUGGGGUCAAUGACCUGGUUAUUGCGGUGGAGAAGCUUUACGGGAGG